This is a messenger RNA of Mizuhopecten yessoensis (Yesso scallop), 2587 nucleotides long. Its product is annotated as proprotein convertase subtilisin/kexin type 5-like. The annotation marks the transcript as partial. The record is from RefSeq and is a predicted model, not a curated record. The transcript has 2 exons. Lineage: Eukaryota; Metazoa; Mollusca; Bivalvia; Pectinida; Pectinidae.
CUAAGCGUCACGGCUGAAAUCACAGUGUUAAGACCAAGAAGUAGGUCACGUUCAUGUUUAUGAUAUCUGAGGACAGGACGGACAGGUAUCUUGGACCAUGGUUAUUCUAAAUCACGUGAUAAGAAUGGUCGUAUCAGCCCUAUCCCUAUAUCAGAGUAAUGCUUUGUGGCGUGAUCUAACACUAAGCGACGAAGGGAGCUCAGAAUGUCCAGGGGUGUAUAACCAGAUAGAGUUCUCGUCCAAUUGCACUGUAUCAUGUCCGCGGGCUGCACCACUACAGUUCCAACAGCUAUGCCUUGCGUUUUGCCCAUAUGGGUACCAAUACAAUUCUCCCGAUACGUGUAGUAAUGCAACAGGACUUAUUGAUGAUAAGUCAUCGAACCACUGUCAGGUGGUUACAUGCCCUAGUGAUAAGCCGUUAUGUUACGACACACAGUGUUUGUCCGUUUGUCCGAAUGGAACUCUCCCUGAUGAAGGCAAUUGCAUGCAUGAUUGUUCAGACACAUCUCCGCUUGUCCUGAAUGACUCUUGUGUGUCGAGCUGUCCCGCGGACAGCCCAUAUAACGAAUAUGGACAUUGUGUGUCAGCUUGUUCUACCAGAUAUUUCCUCCACGGCCAGACCUGUUUCAGAACAUGUCCCCAACACACGCACCAGUAUCUUUCUACGUGCGUCGAUGUCUGUCCACCUGAAGCCCCGAAAUCUCUCGGAGUUUGGAAUAUUAGUCUCUGCGUCACUUCCUGUCCCGAGUUUACAUCCACCAAUGGCAGCAAGUGUGAAAUUCAAUGUCCUAAUGGACAGGACUAUCUAUGGAACGGCUCGUGUGUCAGGGAAUGCCCUGUGAUAGCUCCGUAUGUAUAUGUAUUAACUCGCCGCCUCCCACCGUACGUGAUACCAAUAUGUACACCUGUGUGUCCUGAUCACUAUUAUAUCGAAGCAAAUCACUGUGUACCAACAUGUUCACCCGCCAGGUAUCUAAUGAACUCCACUUGUGAAGCUAGCUGUCCGGAAACUCAUCCAUAUUUUACUGGAAAAUCUCCACCUUUUACAUGCGUUCAGAGCUGUAACCGUAAGCAAAUUCUAAAUAUAGACCAUUGUGUUAAAUCAUGUCCUAUUGGUCGUCUUAUAUUCAAUAGGACAUGCGUAGACGAUUGCCCGGUGACACAUAUCUACAAAGUUAAUCAGACGUGUUUGUCUCGUUGUCCAUCGCCAAUGGUGGUAUACAACGGAAGUUGUCAAAGCUCGUGUCCUAGCAUUGCCAGGUAUUCAUACAAUGGACAAUGUAUUAGCGUGUGCCCGAAUUCGCAUCCAUCUUUCCGUCGAACUCAGUCUGGUAACGUUGUAUGUCAAACAACUGCGAUUUGCCCAGAAGGAGAAUUCACGUGGAAUAAUCAAUGUUUUUAUCAAUGUCCCGAUAACACUGUUUUCAUCAAUUCGACAUGUCUGCGAAAAUGCCCUUUGUCUCAUAAGCUUAAAUACCGAAGUGACAAGCAUCGAUCAGUCCUGGCAAUGGAAUGUGUUGCAGAAUGUGCUGAAAAUACAUUUAUGAAAGAGGAUUUCUGUUUUGAUCAUUGCGAUCCGCCAUUGGUAGGGUUCCCGGAUAAUAACACGUGUUUAGAGCGCUGCCCAGACUCUCAUAAAUGGCGUUCUGUUACUACAACAAAUUCCAAGCAAUUGGCUUUUACUUGUGUUGCUAACUGUUCUGCACCGCGUUUAGUCGAUAAUGAUAAGUGUCAUUUCACAUGUCCAGACUCUAAACCGUUCGCUGUGAAUCAAACUUGUUUAAAGAGUUGUCCAAACGAUUCAAGUUUAAGGACACCGUUUGGGAACGGUAUGACCUGUUCAAAAACAUGCCCUGAAACCUACAUACAGGAAAAUGAUACUUGUGUAUUAAAAUGUUCACAUGGUAAAGUUAUAAUAAACAAAGUAUGUGUGGAUGUUACAAAUUGUGCUAAUGAAUACCAAUUUAUCGAGUAUUCACCCCAUGGUACUAUAUGCCGGAAGCGUUGCCUAGACAACCAGUUCGUUGAUAACAUCCAGUGUGUGACGUCAUGUCCGUCAUUUUCUGUUGGGCAAUUAUGCGUUGAGACGUGUCCAAGCGAUCAAAAGUUUACACGAGGAGAGCACAAUUCAUCAGACGGUCAUGCUGAUAGAAAAUGUUACGAAGAAUGCCCCAGCAAGACAUACGCGAAUGGGACCAAGUGCAUGGCCAUUGAUUGUCCAAUGAAAUAUCUUGCUGAUUCUCGAACAUGUGUGUCUUCAUGUACUAUCUCCCAUCCGUACUUAGAGGAACUCUUCAAGUGCGUGAAUAAGUGUUCAGACGGUUACAUAAUAAUGGGAAGAACUUGUAUAAGAGAGAGUUUUUGUCUCAAGGAUAAAGGUUUCUUUGUCUAUGAUAAACAAUGUGUGAACUCGUGCCCCACUGGUACCUUCGUGAAUUAUAUCCGUGACGGCUGUAUUUUAUCUAGUAUAGUGUACCUUUUGAUAGUAACUGGAGUGAUCUGUACUGUGUUGUUAACUUCUGGUGCGGUUUGGUUCUACUACAGCAAGAAAAGAAAGAAUUGCAAGACAUGUUUCUCCAUGAUGCAG